AUGGGAGCUUCACAUGAUGCACUUGUUUCUUGUGACUGCCACGGAACUGGGGUUUGUGAGAUAAAGUGUCCAGAGAGCAAACAGCAUGAGGUCAGUCUGAAAAUGUGCGCAGGCCAGCCAGGAUUCUGUCUCAUCAGGGAGGGAGAGUUGUGUGGUUUUUGGGUCUAUGAUCUGUCAGUCACCACACUCAGUGCCUGGUGCCAUUCCCUGACAGACUUUGGUCCUUCGAAGCCGGAUUCAGGACUCGACGUGGAGGGCGAGGACGGGAGAUUGGACAAGUGCCUGGCCAGGCCCGGAUAA
Knipowitschia caucasica is the source of this 300-nucleotide messenger RNA. Lineage: Eukaryota; Metazoa; Chordata; Actinopteri; Gobiiformes; Gobiidae. The record is from the annotation of a GenBank genome assembly.